AUGAAAUUUCAUUAUGUCCGCAUCACUCUUCAUGACUUCAUUUCUUCAAAGGUUUUGAGACCCAAAGUUCGUACUCGGAAAUUCUCCUACACACGACUUAUUAUUCCAGUAAAAAACCUUGUUUGCUGUCCUGACUGUGGUUCCUUUCAUGAACCUCAUACGAUAUGUGGUACAUGCUACGAAGAAGUAAGGAAGAAGACUAAUGAAAUGAAAAAGACGUUUAUGAACUAUAAUCCUUAUAUGGGUGAGAAACAACAAAUACCAGACGCUUCCUUGGAAGUAUGGAGAGGCAAAAGGAUAGUAGAGGCCAAAAAACCUCAGGAAUCGUGGUUUAGAAAAAUAUAUCGGCAUGAAUCUAAUGAAUGA
Molecule: messenger RNA, 366 nt
Organism: Enterobius vermicularis (human pinworm)
Lineage: Eukaryota; Metazoa; Nematoda; Chromadorea; Rhabditida; Oxyuridae
Source: the annotation of a GenBank genome assembly